Glossina fuscipes is the source of this 2286-nucleotide messenger RNA. Its product is annotated as cilia- and flagella-associated protein 45. The transcript has 2 exons. NCBI's taxonomy places the organism in Eukaryota, Metazoa, Arthropoda, Insecta, Diptera, Glossinidae. The coding region runs from base 525 to 2108 and encodes 527 amino acids. The record is from RefSeq and is a predicted model, not a curated record.
AUGCUUUUUAAUCGCAUUCUGAUGACUAGAGAUAGGUAAACAUUUCUAACGUUAUCAAACAAGUUAUGAGAAACCAUAAAAAGUGGUUUUUCCCUAAAUAACAAAACUCUUAUUCUCAUUUCUCACAUGCUAUGUUCUAAGAAAGAAGAGGACGUUUUUACCGCAUUUCAUUGAGAGUAUUGAACACUGGAACUCAAGCAAAUUCAUUUUUCAGCAGAUUUCGCGUGUCACUUUCAUUACUCUGUAUUUUACUUUACAUUAUUACUCGAAAGUAUCAAGAUUGAAAAACUAAUAUGUUGGAUUUUCUGUAAUCGACGACAAAGAACAUUACAUUAGUUUUGUCGCAUGCUCGUAAAGCAUAAAAAUUUGUGUGAAAGGGUCUGUAGAAUGAAUAUAGUCUUAAUCAAUGUGAAUAAAGGAAUUGUUUCUAUUUGCCUCUCUUAAAUCUCUUAAAUUGCAAAUACGAUCUCGAAAGUGCAAACUUAAUUUCCAAAUUAUUUUUUUCUUGCUGCCUCUUGAGCACAAUGCCGUGCUUUUCAGCAUGCCCUAGGCGUGUACAGAAACACAUACAAGAACAAGAACCGGUCGGUCGUGCAAAGACAGCCGAGCGCAGCGUCUCUGAUAUUAAUGUGCCGAAAUAUGUCUGCAAGAAGCCCAGUCAGCAGCUUAAAUGUCAUAAUGUGUUUUACACGCAAUCUCUUCUGCCUAGAGAAGUACGUGUAAGCGUUCCGCGUAAAGUACAACUACCACGCAAAGAACUGGAACGAUUAAAAGGCGCUUCGAAGGUUGUCACAUUAGAGGAUCGCCUAGACGAUUUAAUGAAAAAGGAGAAGGAAAUGAAGCGAUUGGAAGAAGAAGCUGAACGGACUCGAGAACGUUUCAAGAAAAUCGACGAUGCUCGCAAAAAGAAGGCUGAAGAAAUUGCUUUGGUCCAGAAAGGAGAGCAGGUUCAAGGUAAAUUGCAGGUUUUAGAAAAAGCUUUUCUAGCUAAACACGAACAAGAAGAAGAGGUGAAAAAGGUAAAUCGCAUUAUACUCGACGCCAAAUGCCACGCGGUCCGCGAUGCCCAAAUUCAAGAAAAGAGUAAAUUAUUUAAAGAGCUACGAAGAGAAGAAAUACGUUUAGAGCAACAGGUCAUAGAAAGAGCUAUGAAAUCACUCAAUGCCGAAGAUGAUCAAUUCGAUAAGAAACAAGAGGCAAAACAAAAAUACGCAGAAGAAAUAAAGAAGCAAUUACUUGAACGGGAAAAUCAACGUUUCCUUGAGGCUGAACGCAUAGAAAAAGAGGCAAAAAUGCUGCGUGAAAUCAACGAAGCUUUUAAACGUGACGAAGAGCGGCAACAACAAUUAUCUAAAGAGAGGCGUUUGAAAUUUCGCGACGAAUUGGCCCAAGUGGUGGAAAUGUCUAACGUUUUCAAACGUAUGUUAUGUGAGCAAGAGAGAACUACAGAAAUGAAAAUAGCGGCCUAUAUGCGGGAAAAGGAUGAGCGGUUGCGGUCUUUAGCCCACGAAAAAAAAUUGCAGAAACAAGAACAUGAUCGCAAACAUCAGCGCCUUUUUAAUUUGGCUCAAAAAGCACUUGAGUCGCGUUCACAACGUGACGAGAUUACCUAUCUUAGACAAAGGGAACAUUUAGAGAGAGAAUACCGUCAAAAAGAAAAGGAAGCCGCAAUGAAAAAACGACAAAUCGAAAAAGAAUUAAGCGAUGCCCGCGAACAUCAACUGCAAGAAACUAAGCAUCGGCAAGCACUUCAAAUUGCUCGUGCCGAACAAGAUUUUAAUGUAUUAGUUGAACGUUUAAAGAAAGAGGAGGAAGAAGACCGGAAACUCGACAUAGAAAGGCAACGGAAACGCAAUUGUUAUCGAACAGAUAUAAUACGGCAAAUGGGUGAUAAAGAAAUGGAGCGACGACGAUUGCUGGACUUAGAACGUAGCGAAGCUUCAGCUUGGCGUGAACGUGAACGACAACGUGAUGCCAACAUUAAGGCCGUCAUCAAUGCUAAAUUAGCAGCUAUGCGUGAUGCUUGUCUACCCGAGAAGUAUAUCAAAGAUGUAGAAACGCAGUUACAGCGGAUUACCAAUACCCAACGCCAGAAGCUGACAAAAUAGAUAAAUUAAUAUUUGAUUAAGUAUGGUAAUUAUUAUUUUCAACUAAGAAUUAUUAUUUUUUAAAUAAUUAGUAAUCAUAAGGAGGGCGAAUUAGAACGAGGCAACAAGCAUUUUUUGCAUAAUUAAAAAAAAGGGAAAUGCACAAUUUCUGUAGUUAACGGAGCUACCUGCUGACAGA